GUCAACUUUUCUUCUUCACUCAUAGCUCCCUCUAACGCCAUGUUGGCUGUUAUGACUUGACGUGUUUUCAUCUGCCUUACUACGGACUUGACAGGAGUGGCUUUCUUAAAUCCCCCUGCGCCUUUGGAGACGGUAUUUUUUCCCCCAUUUUUCGUGCGCGCACGCGUCUUGGAUGAUACGCGCGGAGCAUGCACGCAUCAUUCCCGUGACUUUGCAUUUGAAAGGAAUACAACUUGGAAAUAGCCGUUUGAAAGGCUUCGGUUCUUGCUCGUGUGUGUGUUUUUUCUUGUCAUAUGUGCAACAAAAUGUCAGAUGUUCGCCUUUCUAAUGCGAGCCCGACAUUGGAGAGGGUGGAUGCGCGGCAGCGGGACAACAUUAGACCUUCGGUCCGCAGAAACCUAUUUGGUACACCUGACCCAGAGGAGAUACGGAGGCAUGCGGAGGCUGUGGUGCAGGAAGAAGUGCAAUUGUUUAGGGAUACGUACAAUUUCGAUCCGGUCGAAGACAGACCGCUCACUCCGCGAAAUUACGAAUGGACGAGAGACGACGACCCACCGGAGUUUUUCGUCAGACCGCCUCACGGACGCCCGCAGCCCCGGCGAGAGGUUGACGUGCCCGAAGACAACAACCGGCAGGAUGUGGAGGAGAGGCGAUCGCGGAACACGAGCGGUUCACGGAAAAGACGCUCGGAAGCCUCAGGUUCUUGUUCCAGCGAGGGUCAGAAUAAGCGGUUGCGCGGCGACGAAGAUGAUGAUGAUGAUGAUGAAGAAGACAAGGGUGCAGGAAGUCAGACGGUGAGCGCCGAGGAGAAGAGACCCAGCAGGCCAGAUGAGCUUGGGGAGGUCCAGUGAAAACCCGCCAGAGCGGAGAGACCUGUUGCUGGUGAAUACUGUAGCCUUUCUCAUCAUCUGACAGAGGGGAGAGAUUUUUUUUUUUUAUAUCUGCAAAGAUAUAUUAAAAAAAAAAAAAAAAAAAAGAUUAAAUAAAAAGCAGCCUGAAGAAGGGAGGAGGAGAGGCUGCACAAGCACUGAAUAUGUACACUAUCAAAUUUUGGCACUCAUUAAUUAAAUUGCCUCAGAAGCAGCAGACAAUGUAGCAGUGUGCAAAUGGAUUUUUGCUCAAUUGUUUUUUUUUUUAUUAUUAUUAUUAUUUUUAUCUACUACCUAUGUUUCAGAUGUAGCACAUAAGAAAGCAUGUUAUGCUUUUUAUACCUUUUGUUAAAAUGUGUUUGAGUAAAUGUGUGAAUUUGACUCGGGAAGUUGCAGUGCAAUUUCCAACAGAGAACUAUUAUUUUGUUAUAGUGGUCAUUUGUAUCAUUAUUCAGGUAAUUGAUGUAAGUUUAAAAAAAAAAUGCAGAUUUAAAACGUCAGGGUUAUGUGGAAGCAAAUUGGCUUCACUUUUUCUGUGGCUUUAUUUUCCCAGUGUUAUCCAUCUUUUGUUUUUGAAGGCCCAGAUGGUCACACUGUAAGUUGAGGGUCCAUCUAACUGGGAAUUGCCAUACUAGAUAAAAGUUUACAUGCAAAUAAUGUCUCCCUGUGUCCCAAUUUAUAUGUCUUUAUAUUUUUUUAUUUUGUUUUAUUUUUUUAUUUUUUUUUCAAGUGGGUUUGCCAAAGUUUCUACUUUUUUUUAAUUUUAUUUCUGGGGUUAAAGGUUGGGGUGGGAGGGUGGCUAAACUGCAGAGCAAUAUCCAACCAAAUUUUAACAGUAUUUGCUAAUAAUCCUAAGAGGUAGCUUUUUUUUGUUCUCCUUCUUUUUGUUUUUUUGUUUUUUUAUUUUUUAAAUUAGGUAAUAUUUGGGUGACUUUUUCGGUCACACACCCAGCCCCUUGUAAUAGGUGUGGUCCAGGUUAACAUAGACAAAAUAUGUUAAAAAAAAAAAAAAAUCACUGGGCUUUUUAUGCAAGUAUGUGAAUCAAAGAUUUGUCUUUGUGGUGUGGAAUUCAUGUGGAACAUGUAAUUGCACUAUUGUUCAUUUCUCAUCGCAGUGAGGGCAGAGAAAAACAAAGUGACACCGCCUCACUUGGUGUAAAACUUUGAAGUGUACCUGUGUGCUUGUUUUUUUUUUUUUUUGGUAUUUUUUUUUUUCAAAAACACUGAAAAAGUACUAAUUUAUUUAUGUCAAGCUUCUUUUGUGGGUGUGUGUUUAGCGUCCCAAAGCGACAGUUUUUUUGUGCAUUUUUGUAAAUAUCUAUUUUCAUUAUUGUUUUUAAGAUAAAUAAAUAAAAUUGCAAAACUGAGCCUUAUAAUUGAUUUUA
Molecule: messenger RNA, 2254 nt
Organism: Mugil cephalus (flathead mullet)
Lineage: Eukaryota; Metazoa; Chordata; Actinopteri; Mugiliformes; Mugilidae
Product: cyclin-dependent kinase inhibitor 1B-like
Exons: 3
Coding region: 294-851 (185 amino acids)
Biological process (GO): negative regulation of cell population proliferation; G1/S transition of mitotic cell cycle; regulation of cell cycle
Cellular component (GO): cytoplasm; nucleus
Molecular function (GO): protein-folding chaperone binding; cyclin-dependent protein serine/threonine kinase inhibitor activity
Source: RefSeq, a predicted model, not a curated record